This is a messenger RNA of Chondrus crispus (carragheen), 921 nucleotides long. RefSeq lists its product as hypothetical. The record is from RefSeq and is a predicted model, not a curated record. Gene Ontology annotation, cellular component: membrane. The transcript has 2 exons. Bases 1 to 900 code for a protein of 299 amino acids. NCBI's taxonomy places the organism in Eukaryota, Rhodophyta, Florideophyceae, Gigartinales, Gigartinaceae.
AUGGCCUCCCCCUCCGAACUCGCCCGCGCUUUAAGCGCCCUCGCGCUCGCCUCCGCGCUCGGCCUGCGCGGCCGCCGCUCGCAGUCCCUCUCCCCUACCGGCGCGCUCGCCGCCUUCCUGGUUGGCUUCCUCUCCUGCCUCGCCUCUGUCCGCUUCGGCGCUACCCUCAUCGCCUUCUACCUCGCCAGCACCCGCGCCACUCGCUUCAGAGCCGCCGAAAAGGCCCGCCUGGAGGACGGCUUCUCUACCGCCCAUGGCAACCGUUCGGCGGCCCAGGUGUUCGCUUCGUCCCUGCCGGCCGUCGCCGUCGCCCUUUUCUAUCUUGUCGUCUUUCGAUUCGACGCCCCGGUUACCCCGGCCUUUCCGACCCGAUCCUGCCUCCUGCUAGCAUACCUUUUGUUUUUCGCCGCGUGUGCGGGCGAUACCUUUUCGUCAGAAGUCGGAUUUGUGCUUUCGCCGCCAGGCGUCGACCCUCUGCUCAUCACACAACCGUGGCGCAGAGUUCCCCGAGGCACUAAUGGUGGCGUCAGCUUCCAAGGAACCGUUGCCAGUGCUGUGGGGGGCGUUGUUGUGGGAAGCGUCUAUUUUCUCGCGAGCCCGGAAUGGUCUUUUUCACAGCUAUGGCUAGUCCUUGUAGGACUCGUUGGAGGUGUCGUUGGAAGUAUUCUUGAUUCUGUCAUCGGCGCUAUAAUGCAGGCAAGCUGGCUUGAUACCGCCUCUGGUAAGGUUCUGAAAGUACCGCCACCGAAGGAAGCACAAGUCAAAGGGCGCUUUCAGCACAUCUGUGGUUUCGACAUAUUGUCUGGGGAGUCGGUUAAUUUAUUGGCAGGCGUGUUUACUAUGGCAGCUGCCCCGCUGUUGAUGGGAUUGUUCGCAGUCGAAUACCCUGGGGGCAUUUGAUAAAGCUCGUUGUGGUUUACA